Molecule: messenger RNA, 1032 nt
Organism: Epinephelus moara (kelp grouper)
Lineage: Eukaryota; Metazoa; Chordata; Actinopteri; Perciformes; Serranidae
Product: leucine-rich repeat-containing protein 72
Exons: 5
Coding region: 217-834 (205 amino acids)
Molecular function (GO): protein binding
Source: RefSeq, a predicted model, not a curated record
CACAAGGUUUAGCAGCAAUGUGAUUAUCCCCAUCAUGUGAUCUACAGCCGGAGUAUGAAAGAGGGCCUUUUAUAUGAGCUGGAAGCAGUUCUCUGAGGUUUGCAUGCACUGAAAGAUACAGCAGAUCCUCUUCAGCUUGGCUUGAUCAUGACAUAAUCAUCUGCUCCCCUAAUCUUCAUCAAUACAAGUGAGGACAAACUGCUGAAUUUUUCUGUCAUGGAUCAUCACACCUCAGGCCAACACAGUCAACCCGGGCACAGCUCCAGCUUUCAGUGGCUUUCUUUUGCCUACCAGGACCUGACAGAAAUCCCCUAUGAAUCCAUCCUAACGCAAACAGAGACACUGGAGGUGCUGGACCUGAGUAACAAUCUGCUGAAUGAGAACCCGGCUCUGCUGGGUCAGCUGGAGAAGCUCAGCACUCUGAUCCUGGACUGCAACAACUACACAUCUCACAUCAAGUUCCCCUACAUGCUGAGUGUCACCACAGUGUGCAUCAACAAGAACAAGAUCAACAAUCUGCCUGUGUUUGUGGAGGAAGUCAGACGAAAGUUUCCCAACAUAAAGAUCCUCAGUAUGAUGAACAAUGAGGCAGCACCAAGCUAUUUCAAUGGAGGGAGUCUGACCCAGUACAAAGACUACAGACAGUAUGUCAUCAGUCAGCUCCCUGGCCUGGAGAUUCUGGAUGACACUGAGGUCCUGGAGAAAGAGAGAAUCCAAGCUAGAAAAACCUACAGGCUGCAACAGAGCAGUCACAGCAGCAGGAAGAGGAAGGAGGACUCAUCAAAGAAACACACACACAUGCAGAAAAAGACAAAUACUGUUAUAAGCCAAUAGAAUAUACUAUAUUUAAAAUCCUUCCUUCAAAAUCACCCCUUUAAUGUUACACUGCCAACAUUAUGAUACACAUUGUAUGUUCUAUGUCUGCUUGUUUGAGCAUAUAUUUGAAGCUACAGGAUGCUUACUCUGAAUUUGAUAUUCAAAUCCAAACACCAUACUUUAGCUUCACUAUCAAAUUAAAACUGGAAAUAUUUU